This is a messenger RNA of Bactrocera latifrons, 838 nucleotides long. RefSeq lists its product as uncharacterized. Gene Ontology annotation, biological process: positive regulation of DNA-templated transcription. The record is from RefSeq and is a predicted model, not a curated record. Lineage: Eukaryota; Metazoa; Arthropoda; Insecta; Diptera; Tephritidae. The coding region runs from base 151 to 786 and encodes 211 amino acids. The transcript is spliced from 3 exons. Gene Ontology annotation, cellular component: nuclear body.
CACUCUGAUUUUGCGUCAUCUGUUAGUCAAAUUUGUUUAAUCGCAGCUGAUUUUGACACUAUAAACUGUCAGAAUUUAAAACUAACAGACAAAGUAUAUAAAAAAGAUAAAACCAAAAAUCGACGUUGYUUACAAAAAAGGAAAUAAAAUAUGGAAAAAACUCAAAAAMAGAAAAGAGUGAUGUGGAGUGAGACUGCCGAGGCCGACAUAAUAGAGGUAUGGCAACUAAAAAUGCGAGAGCUGCGAUCAACGCGAAAAAAUAAUCAUAUAUAUGAGGAAAUGUCUGCUACAAUGCUUUUGGCUGGACACGAAUAUACGUCCACAGAAAUAAAAAUCAAAUUGCACAAUUUUACAAAAAAAUACAGACAAGAAAAACAGAAAAUUGGCCCAUCGGGUGGCUGCCCUAGUCGGUGGAAAUAUUAUGAGGCGGUCCACCAAGCGCUAGGCGGUUUUAAAAGUUUUUGUUCCGCCGAACUUGUGGAGGAUAGUAUUGAUGUUAACAUGGAUCCAAUUUACAUUGAGGACGAUGUAGAUGGAGAGUCGCCGCUCCCAAGCCCAAACGAUGGACCUUCUACGUCGCAUGGUUGCGCUCGGCCAUCGUCAAUCGAUUCUGCCAAAAAGAAAAAAUCAAAAACAAUAACGGAUAAAAUUAAGAACGACUUAUUAAAGGCGACUGAGGCGAUGAAGGAAGCCGAUGAAAAGUGCCUUUCUCUCCUACAAGAAUACAUUAACGAUUCAAAAGAAGUGAAGGACGCUUUCAUCGACUUCCUUCGUCGCCAAAAUUAGAUUUAAACAUUUUUUUUUAGUUUUAGUUUAAGAUACUUGUAUAAGACAAAUG